AUGAGUUCCAUAUCUCAAACUCUCGGUGAACCGACACAGAAGCGCCGAAAGAUCCGGAAAGGCACCUUCAGCUGCUGGGAAUGUAAGAAUCGUAAGAUUCGCUGCCAAUUCACCUCGUCUUCGGCAACAGUCUGUGCCUUUUGCCAGCGUAAGGGACUCUCGUGCAUCAGCCAGGAGUGCCCUAGCCCUCAAGAUGCAGGUUAUCAAGCGGUAGAACGGCGCAUUACCCACGUUGAGGGUCUGGUGGCGCAACUGGUACAGCAACAAGGGGCCCAUUCACCGUCCCAAAUAUCACCAGUUAGCCAGGAAGUGAAGAAGGAUUUGUUUGUCGAUACCAUAGACCCCAGGGUGUUACACCUCCCUAAAGCAGGCAACGAUGCCACUCUCAAGAGUGGUCCAAUGUCACCCGGCUCCCUGAGCUAUGUUCAGUCAUUACUUCCGUCUGCUGCCAUUCUCAAGCAGAUUCUGGAUCGCAGCCCGCUCUGUGUUCGACCAUUUCAUUUGUUGGUCUGCUCAACUGCACCAGCCCAGGUCGACCACCAGUCCUCAUCGGAGUCCAAUCAUCCAGUGCAUCUCGCGCAGAGGAUCAUCCAACUUGCCCUAUGUUUACAGCAGUCCACGCAGAAAGUGCCAGAGCUCCGGUUUGACCAGCCUAAUUACCAGAUGGCACGUUAUUUUGUCGGCGUCGCGUCCCGCUAUGUCACUUCCCAGGACUUACUCGUCGACUCUCUCGAUGGCGUGGAGACUCUUAUCCUGGAGGCUCACUAUCAUAUCCGCAUAGGCAGUCUCCGGGACGCCUGGAUUCUCUUCCGUCGAGCGUUGGAGAUCGCCCGCUUACUGGGCCUCUCAUGUCGGAAGCAUGAGGAUGACAACCGUGCGGAAUCCCUAUGGUUCCGUUUAGUCUACAGUGAUCGGUUCCUAUCCCUCAUGCUAGGACUUCCUUUUGUCGAUGUGGACUGUCAGCUCAUCGGUACACGGCAGCUUGCGGCGGACAGGUGGUCCGAUCGAUUGGAGCGCAUCCAUGUCGUGGUCGUAGGCAGGAUCAUUGCCAGGAACCUUCGCAUGCAGGAACGCCAUGGGCGCCAACACGAGAUACACGAAGCCGCUGUCAAUGACUACCAAGAGACACAGGAUAUUGAUCUUCAGCUAAAAAGGGCCGGUCGCAUACCCCCCGUGCGUUGGUGGGUUUCACCGUUGCUAGGAAAUGGUAUACCAGACGUGAGCGCGCCGGAACAGUUCGUUCGGAUUCUGACGCGGAUGCAUCAGUUCCAUCUGGUGGUUGUCCUUCAUCAGCCGUAUCUCAUAGAGCAUCUCCGCUUGGAAUCAACGACUCGUCGUCAAAUGCUCGCCCGUCCGUCGCCCAACCACACGUACAGUAAAAUGGCCGUUCUCUGCGCAAGUCGCGAGGUCCUUGCUCACUUUCGCAUGUUCCGUAACGCCCUCCAGACGAUUCCAUACCUUGGCCUCGUGGAGAAGGCUUUUACUUCUGCAAUGUGUCUCCUUCUAAUACAUAUGCAUGGGCAUGGGCUCAAGACGGAAAAUGUGUUUGAGCACCAGCGUCCCGGGGACUUGGCAGUUAUUGAUGAUGUGAUUCAUACUAUGGAGGAAGUGUCUAGCGUCCAUGAAGACAGCCUGACCCAGUCCCGUGUGAAAAUCCUAUCUACAUUGGUCCGCAUGGAAAACUAUGCGGCGAACGGGGCCAAAUAUCUUACAUGCCUGGAGCCUGAAACCUCCGAGGACAACAACACUCAGGCCACCAUCGAGGACCAGAGGAUAAGCUUCUCAUUGCCGUAUUUUGGCAGGUUCUAUAUCUCACAUGAAAUGCCCCCAAACCCCCUGAAUCGCCACUAG
Penicillium mononematosum is the source of this 1851-nucleotide messenger RNA. RefSeq lists its product as uncharacterized. Gene Ontology annotation, biological process: regulation of DNA-templated transcription; DNA-templated transcription. Gene Ontology annotation, molecular function: DNA binding; DNA-binding transcription factor activity, RNA polymerase II-specific; zinc ion binding. The coding region runs from base 1 to 1851 and encodes 616 amino acids. Lineage: Eukaryota; Fungi; Ascomycota; Eurotiomycetes; Eurotiales; Aspergillaceae. The transcript has a single exon. The record is from RefSeq and is a predicted model, not a curated record.